Messenger RNA from Olea europaea var. sylvestris, 957 nucleotides. RefSeq lists its product as uncharacterized. The coding region runs from base 1 to 957 and encodes 318 amino acids. NCBI's taxonomy places the organism in Eukaryota, Viridiplantae, Streptophyta, Magnoliopsida, Lamiales, Oleaceae. The transcript is spliced from 3 exons. The record is from RefSeq and is a predicted model, not a curated record.
AUGGCAACCAUCAAACUUAUGAAUCAAGACUUGAUGCGGUUGGAUUGGUUUGAUGGUACAAACUCCACGCGGUGUCAAGACAAGUUGAAAUUUUUACUUACUGCAUUGAAAAUCUUCUAUAUUUUGGAUCCAGAAUUGGCUCCACUAUCGGAACCUACAAAUGGAGAGACCAAGGUAGUCAAGGUUGAAAGACAAAAACGACAAGAAGACGAAUUGACAUGCCGCGGUCACAUACUAAAUGCUUUGUCGGACCGUUUAUAUGACUUAUACACAAACACAACUUCUACAAAGGAAAUCUGGGAAGCAUUGGAGAGUAAGUACAAAGCGGAAGAGGAGGGUACUAAAAAGUUUCUAAUUUCUAAAUACUUCGACUUUAAGUUCCUUGAUGAUAUCCCUCUUCUUCUCCAAGUACACGAAUUGCAAGUCAUUGUCAACAAACUAAAAGCGCAUUUUCGGAUCAAGGAAAAAUCCAGAUUGCAUGACAAGAGUGAAAUCUCCUUUGAGGGAACUUUCAAAGCUAAUGCUGUUGAAAAAUCUGAACCGCCAACAAAAUUCAACAAGAGGAAGCCUUUGAGGAACUUUAACAAGUCCAAGAAGAAGACCAAAGGAGGGUGUUUUGGAAAGGUUUCAGGAUGGUGGUAUGAUACUUGUGCUAUUGUACAUGUAUCAUAUGACAAAACUGUAUUGAAAACAUAUCAUGAGAUGGAUGGAGACCAAGAGAUUCAAAUGGGCAACGAAAUUCGACCCAAGGUUAUUGGAAAGGGAAAUGUUGAUAUCAUCUUCACUUCCGAGAAAUUCGUUACCCUUACCAAUGUACUACAUGUUCCAGAUAUGAAUAGGAACUUAGUAAGUUGUAAUCUCUUAAGAAAACCUGGUAUCAAAUGUGUGUAUGAAUCCGGUAAACUUGUACUCUCCCUUAAUGGAAAAUUUGUUGGAAAAAGCUAUUUUAGUGAAUGA